CGAGUACAAGCCAAGUCAUCGUCCAGUAGACAAAGUGGUACUCUCUACAGACCAACCAGCAAGUUCAUGAAGGAAGAGAAAACAGAAGAAGCCACGCCCCCUCCUCCUGCCCCCCCUCUCACCAAGAAACCACCAAAGAAAAAAGGGGCGGAGAAGAAGAAGAGUAUUCUGGAGUUGUUUAGAGAAGAGUUGAAGAGAAGUCAGGAGAUCAGGAUGGAACGCCACGGGCAGAGGUCCAAGGGGCCCAGCGAAGGAGGAGGUGGGAGAGGGGAAGAGAGGGAGGAGAGGGAAGGAGAGGGAGAGGAGGAGCUGCCAUCAGAACCUCUCCCCAUCCUGCCUGACCCAGUGGUCCCUGAGGAUUUCAAGGUGGACGAAUACAAGGAGUUGGGGAAAGGGUCAUUUGACAAUGGAGACCCUCUUACCACCAACCUCUAUGUCGGCAAUAUCAACCCUAAGAUGAACGAGGAGAUGCUGUGUCAGCAGUUUGGUAAGUUUGGAUCUCUGGCGAGUGUGAAGGUGAUGUGGCCGCGAACUGAGGAGGAGAGAGCCCGCAACAAGAACUGUGGCUUUGUUGCCUUCAUGAAGAGAGAGGAGGCGGAGAAAGCUCUGGACACCAUGAAGGGGACCACCAUUAUGGGGUACGAUGUCCAGAUUGGCUGGGGUAAGUGUGUGCCCCUCCCCCCACACCCCAUCUAUACUCCGCCGGACAUGGAGGAGGAGAAGUCGAGCAAAGUCCCCGACCCUCCCUCCGGUCUUCCAUUUAAUGCCCAGGCUCGCAAGAGGAGCUCGGGAGGUGGUUCCAAAAUAUGGGAAUGUGCCGCCACCUGGAGGAGCCAGUCAGGAGGAAGACGAUGACUUUGAGAGGGUGCUGCUGACGUCGUUGGUGAAGGUAGUGAUUCCAACAGACAUGGACCUCCUGAAACUCAUCCACAGAAUGAUAGAGUUUGUCAUACGAGAAGGCCCCAUGUUUGAGGCCAUGAUCAUGAACAGGGAGAUGAGCAACCCUCUCUACCAGUUUCUGUUUGACAACCAAAGCCCAGCUCACAUCUACUAUCGCUGGAAACUAUUCUCCAUCCUCAACGGAGACUCACCAGAGACAUGGAGAACUGACGAGUUCCGGAUGUUUGAUGGAGGGUCGCUAUGGAAACCACCUCCACUGAAGAACCUGCUGUCCAAGGUUCUGCCUCCCAUCCAGGAGGUCGUCAAGAAAGGAGCUCUCUCUGCCAAGAACAGAGACUAUCUGGAGGACAAGCUUCGGUCGGUUACCAUGGAGAGAGAGAGUGUCCGUGGACUCAUGAUGUGGUGUAUGGAACACUCGGACUCAGCUGAUGAGAUAGUGGAGUGUGUCUCAGAGAGCCUGUGUAUCAAUGAGACUCCACUGCCUACUAAACUGGCCAGACUCUAUCUACUGAAUGACAUUCUCCACAACUGCACCUCUUUCGUCUACAACUCCUCUGCCUUCAGGAGAGGGUUUGAAGGUAAACUGGUCACAGUCAUGGAGCAUUUUCACACCAUUUUGAGGAACAUUUCGUCACGAAUCAGAGCGGAACAGUUUAAGCGUCGUGUGCUGACGUGCAUGAGGGCGUGGGACACCAUGUCGGUCUACCAUUUCAACCUGGUCGACAAGUUGAGAGAGACAUUCAUCGGAAAGACUCAGGAGGAGGCCGAGAAACAGAGAGCUUUUCAAACGGUGGCCAUGUUGAUGCAGCCCGAAGCCUCCACCCACACCACCCACGACGACCCUGAGCCCAAUCUCGAUGGUGUGCCUCUAUUAGAAUCACAGCCAAUUGACUUCAGUCGAGCCGGGGGCGGUCUACCUGUACCGGUCGACAUGGAAACGGAGGGGCAGGGUGGAGCUGAUUUGGACGGGGAGCCCCUGGAGGAAGAGGAUUUGGAUGGUGUGCCGAUGGCUGACGCUGACAUUGAUGGAAUUCCUCUGGAGAAAGACAACAUUGAUGGGGAACCUCUUGAGGGGGAUGCCCCUGGUAAUAAGGGAGUGAUGUCAUCAUCAUCAGGAGUGAGGUCCAAGUGGGAACUGGUGGACUAUGGGGAUGACUCCAGUGAGGAAGAAGAGGAGAAAGGAGGCAAGAGAGGGGGAGAGGAUGAAGCUGCACAGAGAGAGAAAGAAAGACAGCAACUCCUGGCCGAGAUUGAUGAAAAGAAGAGAAAAAUCCUCCGAGAAGUCGAGGUCAGUCCCCCCUCACUCAACGAGCCACUGAUUACAGGGGUUUACCAACCCACCAGGUGAAGGUGAUGGAACUGUCUGAUGCGCUGGAGUCCUCUGGGAGCUACUCCAGAGCCGAGAUCAGUGAGAGGCUGCAGAAGUACAGAGAUAGACUCAUGCAGGAGAGUGUGGAGCCUUCUCGCAGCCCACGGCAACAGAAGACUUCCAGGAGGUCACGUUCGCCCUCCCCAUCCACCCUCGCCAAGUACAGUCUGGAAUCGUCUCCGAAGAAACAACUCUCACGAAGCCACUCCCCCGAAGUCACCAAGCCACACCCCCCAAACUCAUCCCCCUCUCCCCCUCCCCCUCCUCCCCGCUCUCCCACUGGUCGGAGGUCAAAGUCUAGGUCACCAGUGAGGAGGAAAAAAUCUCGCUCCCGAUCUCCAAGAAAGAGGUCUCGGUCUCCACGACAACGAUCCCGCUCUCGGUCACCAAGGAAACGGUCUCGAUCAAGGUCCCCUAGGAAGAGGUCUAGAUCUCCACGACAACGAUCUCGCUCCCGGUCACCAACAAAACGGUCCCACAGUCCAAAGAGGCACCGCUCUCAAUCCCCGCACUCCCAUCGUCACCGCUCUCCCUCCUCCUCCUCCUCGUUGCGACAUCACCACCACCGCUCCUCCAAGAAGAGCAAGCGGAGGAGUCGAAGCCGCAGCCCCCACAAGAAGACAAAGAAAAGCCGACACUGACAGGAUACACACUCACAAUAUUCCCCACCCCUCAAUUAUGUGUACGAUUGUGUGCUUUUGCUUUGUGCUGUUCAUGUAAGUGGUGACAAAAAAGACACGUAAAUUCCAAUUAUGUGGCAGUAUGAAGAUAAUGUGUGAUGUCAGUAUCUAGCAGUCUGUGAGAUCGCAGAAUUCGCUGUGUGUUUUCAAUGACUGUCUCGACAAACUCCACCUGACUGGCAGUGAAAUGGUCAAAUUCGGUCGUGCUAGCCUUUCUUCUACGGAACUCGUUGUAGUCCUUUAGUCUUUUGGAGAUGGUUGACA
Messenger RNA from Geodia barretti, 3213 nucleotides. NCBI's taxonomy places the organism in Eukaryota, Metazoa, Porifera, Demospongiae, Tetractinellida, Geodiidae. The record is from the annotation of a GenBank genome assembly.